AGUUUCUCCUUCUCACCUACACAUCUCUCUCACCCUCACUGUUUCCCCCCUUCAUCUUCUUGGAAGACGCCUCAAACUCAAUUCUCAUAAAACCCUCCUCCUACACAAGCCAAGCGCUACAAACUUCCUUCUCUCCCAUCUAACCAAUCCUUCACGACAACAACUCUGCCUGCCUUCGACAGCCCACCACCGUGAGGAUAUUUCGGCAGUGCUCUUUCUCCAUCAGAGCCACAAUUACAUCCACUUCAAUCUACUCAGUCACAAUUUUCGAAACCAUCAUCAACACCUCCUCCGGCACUACUACAUACCCAAGAACCUCGACGAGACAAGAUGGCAGCCAGCGCACAGACUGGUCCGGAUAACGCUCCGCGCACAGUUCGAGAUCUACCCGAGAACACACGUUUGAGAUCCGGUCUCCCAACGCACAAGGGCUACGACGCAGUACAAGACACCAAUCGCGUCUUGAAGGCCCGCAAAGCCAAGUGCAAAUGUGGAGAGCAAGGGUAUAUGAGGAAGAAAGUCCGAAAGGCGAUCGCAGUACAGGGCGACUGGCUACCUGCCUCGAAGCGAUUCAUUUCGCAGUUGCAAUACAUCGAGUUGGAGCAAUAUCGUAUCUAUCUGAAGAUUAUCGAAGCUCGGCGAGACGACCACUAUGACUCUCAGACGAUUGCUGAAGCUAUUCAAAUGUUGGACCGCCAGAAUCCUCUUGCCUGGAUGGACGAUGAGACUGUGGAUAUUAUGAAGGAACACGAGAAUGAUAUCGAUGGCUGUAAGGAGCUUGACUGGUUCAUGCAGAUUGCAAAUGUCGAAACGGUGCGGGAAUCCAUUGCGCUAGAGAAAGAGCUGGGCUAA
Molecule: messenger RNA, 852 nt
Organism: Aspergillus calidoustus
Lineage: Eukaryota; Fungi; Ascomycota; Eurotiomycetes; Eurotiales; Aspergillaceae
Source: the annotation of a GenBank genome assembly